CUUCCUUCCUUCUUUCCUGUAAGCGCCAUUGAGGUCAAUGGGCUUCUACUCCAGGUAGAUCUCUUGAGUGGCUGCGAGCCGACCAAGGUUGGACUUUUCUCACUUCAACCAAAUUGGGACCCAAAGCCAGUAGAUACGAAGAAUCGAAAGGGAAGGAAGAAAACCGAGGUGAAUCAAAGUCACUCUGGCCUGGAGGAACUUGAAAUGGCCUCCAAGGAGGAAGAGGAAGACGUCAUGAGCCCCCGGGAUCAACAGGAUUCUCGUCCAGUGGAACAGCAGGAGGAGAAAGCGGGAGGACAGAAUGUGGCAAGUCCUGGAGAUGUUUCUGAAGGAACUGGGAUGAGCAACCACGUUAGCCUGCUGAAAAAUGAAGAGAAAACAUCACACGGGAAAGACGCCUCAGGAAUGGAGGGAAGGUCUCCGUCUCAACCUGGGCAUGCUCCCUUCCCGGCUUCCCAACCCUGGGACGAUCUCUUCCUGACCUCCAUUGAAAAGGCCGUCAACACCCACCCUGGAAAAUGGAUGUCUCAGCUCAUCCCAGGCCUCAAAAACGAAGGAGGAGCAUUGGAGGACAAGGAGGUUGGAGACUACGGGAAGGUGAAGGCGGCCAUCUUGCGGGUGGACGCGAUCAGCACUGAGGUCCAGCGGCAGCAUUUCCGUCGGUUCUUAUACCGAGAGGUCGAUGGUCCCCGCGAGGCCUGCAGCCGCCUCUGGUUCUUGUGCCACCGAUGGCUGAAGCCAGAGAGGCACACCAAGGAGCAGAUCCUGGAGCUGCUGAUCCUGGAGCAGUUCCUGGCCAUCCUGCCCCUUGAGAUCCAAGGCUGGGUCAAAGAUGGCUGUCCUGAGACCUGUGCCCAAGCAGUGACUCUGGCUGAAAACUUCCUCUUGAGCCAACAAGAAGUGGAGAGACCGACUCAGCAGGUGUCUGAGUCACUUGAGGAGACGGGCGCGAGCUCCCCAAAGGCCAGUGACCAAACCUUGUCAGACACUGCGCCGAGUCCACCGUGUUUGGAGGUUAAACAGGAGCCGCCUCUGGAGGACUCCUCUUUAGAUGAUCGCUGCAGAAGUAAAAAUGACGCUGGGAUUCUCCGGCUGGCAAAGAGUGAAGCCGAGCUGCUGCCCAAGUCAUCUGAGGGAAGCACCACGGACUCCGUCCCCAUUUCAGAUCAGCAAGGAGCCAUCUCGGAAAGCCAGCUGAAGCCAGAGCACGCUGCCUUGAGAAAACCUCCAAGGAAGAGGGUUCAAAACUCCAUUUCUUUGGUGGAGGGUUACCAAAAUCUCGGCGUCACCCCGACAGAAAAGAAAGACGCCAACGAUGAACCGGCUGUCAAGAUCAUUCUAUGCAAAGAAACUUUCAGCCAGGGUUCCGACCACACUGGGAGGAAAGUCCACAAAUGCUCGGUGUGCGGAAAGUGUUUCAGCCUUCGUUCGCGCCUGAUCGUCCACGAGAGAACCCACACGGGUGAGAAACCUUACACGUGUUCGGAGUGUGGGCGAAGCUUCAGCGUCAGCUCCAGCCUCAUCGCCCACCGGAGAACCCACACGGGCGAGAAGCCCUACAAGUGUUCCCAUUGUGCGAAGAGUUUCAGCGUGAAGUCUGGCCUGAUCGCUCACGAGCGGACGCAUACGGGAGAGAAACCCUACAAAUGUCUGUACUGCAGCAAAAGUUUCCGCCGCAACUCGGGCCUCGUGAGCCACCAGCGAAUCCACACAGGAGAUAAGCCGUACCAGUGCUCGGUGUGCGAGAAAAGCUUCAGCGACAUCUCCAACCUCAUUACCCAUCACCGGAUCCACACGGGAGAGAAACCUUACAAGUGCUUGGAGUGCGGGAAAAGCUUCAGCCAGAGCUCGUACCUCAACAGCCACCAGAGAAUCCACACGGGGGAAAAGCCAUACGAGUGCACCGAGUGCGGGAAGACUUUCAGCGUCAGCUCCCGUCUCCGGAAGCACCAAAGGAGCCACACCGGAGAAAGACCUUUUGUCUGCUUGGAUUGUGGGAAAACGUUCAGCGAGAGCUCCGAUCUCCUGGCCCAUGAGAGGGCGCACACGGGCGAGAAACCCUUUCGCUGCUCCUUUUGUGGGAAGUGUUUUCUCCGCAGCUCUGAGGUGGUGAGCCAUGAGAGAAUCCACACAGGUGAGAAACCGUACCAGUGCGGGGAGUGUGGGAAAAGCUUUAGUGUCAGCUCGCGCCUCAGUGCGCACCGGAGGAUUCACACGGGAGAAAAGCCAUUCCAGUGCAUGGUGUGCGAGAGAAGCUUCAGUUACAAAUCCCACCUCAUUACUCACCAGAGAAUCCAUACCGGGGAGAAACCAUUCCAGUGCUCUGUCUGCGGGAAAAGUUUCCGGGGCAGUUCCAGUUUGGUGGCACACGAGAGGACUCACACCGGAGAGAAGCCGUACCGGUGUCUGGAUUGUGGGAAAAGCUUUACUCAGAGCUCAAACCUCAUUAGUCAUCAGCGAAUCCACACGGAAGGGAAUUCCUGAGAUCUCCCUGAGAUCUCUGUCGAUUCUCAGUGGGAUCUUCCUUUUCUGAGGGAGACAUUGGUUCUUCGGUAUUUCGCCGGCAGUUCCACCUCUUCACUAGAAGGGGGGUCCAUUUUCAGCAAUUUUGCACUAACAAAAGGUUUCCUUUCUGAACACUGAUGUUACAACAAACCGGCAGGGGUGUGUGGGCGUCCACCAAUCUAUCCAGACCAAAAUACGGGAGAUUUGGGGAGAUGCUGAUGGUUCGAUACCUGGAGGAGGUGAUCAAAGGGGUAGAUAGAUUGUCACACCUUCUGUCCACUUUGGAUCUGCCAUGCAGGGCUGAGGGAAUUUUUUUCUCUUUUUCCAGAAAGAGAGAAUCCGCCAGGUGUGGAAUAGAAUGAAAACGUCUACGGUAAAGAAGGACUUCCAUUUUACUUAUUUCAUUUUUUUGAGAUCUAAGAUCCGCUUUUUAGAGUUGGAGAACCUAUAAAAACUAGAUGAGGAAAUUCCGCUUGGGAGGAAGAAAUUCUAGUUUAUGGGAAGCAAAAUGGCAGACACGCUCGUGUUCUCACGACAAAAUAGAAGUCCUUCUUUACAAUGGAGGUUUCCAGGGCCGUCAUAUUUUCCAAGGAGAAGAAAUAUUAAAAAGGAGCGGGUAUACACAGGUUCAUCAUCUUAAGACUUAAUAACUAAAUUUAAUUACAGAAUUAUUCGGGGAGAGGGCUUCUAUUUCCCCCCCCCCACACAUACACAAUUCCCCCGUUUC
Molecule: messenger RNA, 3232 nt
Organism: Pseudonaja textilis
Lineage: Eukaryota; Metazoa; Chordata; Lepidosauria; Squamata; Elapidae
Source: RefSeq, a predicted model, not a curated record